AUGAUGGAUGGAGCAGCAUCAAUGGCAGCACGAAACAUAGUAGCCAACUCAGCAGUAGGCUCGCAAACGAUGUCUUCGAGAGCCAAGGAGUUGAAGGACCUGGCGUCUUCGCUGCUGACUCUAGACGCUGCAGCGUUGUCAAAAGCACCCUCCGAGCUGGAAGGCUCUGUAGCAGCAGUACCGCAAACUGGUGCAAGAGUGGAAGCAGCAGAGUCUUCUGCAGCAGCCAAAGCAGCGACAAUAGUGGGCGCAGGAUCAGGUGGCCACUCUCCCCGAUCGACGCACCAAAGAAGAAUCUCCACUUCAAUGGAACCGCCUUGUGAGGCUCUUGCUGCAGCAACACAGAUAGUGAAAGAGAAACAGAAGCAGUUGCUGCACCGUCUUGACAGCAUUGCAGCAGGCGAGCGGCUUCUCAUGCAGAGGCGCCAGCGAGAACAGCGCAUCAAGGCACCCACAACUCGCAGCAGAAUCACCGCUCCUGUAAUGGGCCCACUGCAACACCCAGAAGAGCUGCGCCAACAGAAGCGGCGUCAACUCUUGCAGCAGCUGCAGGCGCAUAUUUGCCCCCAGGAGCAGCAAAACCCACUGUUGGAGCACUACCAUCACCUUCAACAGCCGUCGCCGAAGCAGAAAUGCUUCUAUAGUAGCAAGCGCCCUCGUUCCUCAACACCAAGGCGACUGCACAUGAAACUGCAGCAGCACCGACACCAGCCACAGGAGAUACUUGAGGCGCAACCGCAUACCCAUUCGGAUAUGAUGCAUGAACAUGAGCAGAAGAUUUCGGCGAUAUUGAAGCAGCAGGAAGACCUGCUAACCGAGCAAUCGCAGCAUCAGUGGAAGCAAACGCAGUUCAAUCACCAGCAGCCAAAACAGAUGGGGUAUGGAUGUGGUACCUUUCUAACUGCCUGUGCAGAUGCUGUUGGCUUUGGACUCCCUAAUGGUGCAGCAAGCGGCAGCAAUAACAUUAGUCCUGUGAACGAUGCGAACAUCCAUCGCAAAAUUUUAGCACCAACUCCCGCCUUGAAGCCCCAGGGUGCUGGAACGACUGCAGUAUCACCAGUUGCCGUUGCUUCAAGCUCAACAGUUUCAUCUAGCACUGAUAACCCUCGGAGUAUUUUAAAAGACCUGACCCACACAAUAGCUCGCGCUGAAUUCUGGUUUGAAUUGCUGCUAGUUCUGGUACUCUGCUCUUAUUGGGCUGCAGCAGCACCGCAUUCCCUGGUGUUUGCACGGCGGCAACAGCUGCAGGAGCUUGCAGCCUCUAAGGCAGACAGUUUGCUGCACUUCACCGCAACUGCGGAGGCCGCAGCAGUAAGAUGUGCCCUCAUUGCUCAAGCACGAGACGCCUUCAAAAAUCACGUGACGAUAAACGGGUGGCGGCUGCACCGCAAUGUAAUAAACACCGGCGCUAGUAGCAGAAGCCUUGGGAUCUACACGCUCCGCGCUGCUGCCGCUGCAUGGAAGGGCGAUAAGCUACAUCAAGCAGCAGAAGCAGCACUUGCAACCGAACAAGAGCUAAAAAAGAAAGCGGAAGAACUCUUGCCUUACAAGCUGUGCAUGAUAAAGAUCUCGGGUGCAUAUGGGAACCCGAUGGCCCUGCUAAAGCAGCUGCAAUCUCUGAAGGCGACUAAGAAUGAGCUGCAAAAGCAGACGAACGAAAUCAGCAGGCGUAUCGAAGAGGGCCAAUCAGCAUUUCUGAGAUUUAAAGAAACAGCAAAGCAAGCAGAAGGAGCUUAUCUAGCCACAAUGAGCAAGAUCCGGCAGGAGCUGGAGGAGGCAGAAGCGGCGGCUGAGAGCCUCGAGGCGGCAGCAGAAACAGUUGACAACAAGCACAGGGAGGCAGCUGCUACCUUGGGGCUGAUCUGUCAAAAGACUCACUGCUUGUUUCAAGUGAACAAAAGGCUGUACAUGUCUUAUGGUUUCUUGUUUGUUCAGAAAUAUGCAAGCAGCCGUUUUGCCUCUCGUUGCUACUUCAAGGGUCUGGAAAAAGUAGCAGUGGCAGCAAGGUCAGCGCCGGCAGAGAGCCCCUCAACCCACCGGCAACAGCAGCAGGAGCUGCAGUACUUAGUAGCGCAGCAACAACUUUCACGUCUGAGAGUGUUCUGCGAGCAUGUAGAGGCCGUAUUCGAGGUCCUACAAGAGGACGGCCGGAAAUCCGCUCGGGCCCGUGCAGGCCGUGGAAAGUCAUCUAGAAAUGGAGAGCGCUUUUCGGUAGCCCCGGAUACUUGGAAUGCGACAGGCACAAAGUUCACCAUAGAUAAUGUCAAGACGGCACCAUUCUCGGUCUUGGGGCCUCAGGAAGUAGUAGAAUUUAUAACGGAAGGGGGACAGGGAAUACAUUGUCCAAAUAAAUGCCAAAAAGACAGUUUCCCUGACUCUAGAUCCAUCCUGGGGGCUCCACCAGCUACAGGAUUUGCAUCAUCCGCUUCCAGUCGCCCUGGUGGACUGCCGCUGGCAGCAGGUGGCAAGAGGCCUGGAAGACAUGUGCGAACCACUGUACAGCUCUCCAGCGCCGGGGCAAUAGCGGCCCGUCGAAGUGACCUCUUGGACUCGGAAGCAUUGAGCUCUGGGGACUGUUUUACUAAUAAUCGGCCAUUCAAGUCGUACCGGGUGUUUCCGUUAGUGGAAGUGAUGGAAUUGACCCAUAAGCAGUGGCAGCAGCCUCAGUUUGCUGCUUUACUGCAGCAGCAGCUUCUGCAGCCAGUUUAUAAUGAGCAGCAACUGCAGGAACUCAAGCAGCAGGGUCGGGCGUUCGCUGUGGCGCCUGUAAGGGGUCCUGCGGGAAUAAAUAGGGGUCUAGGGUUUGUUGCACUGAGAUCUCUUCCUGAAGGAUUUAUGGUUUAUGAGGAGGCGCCUUUGCUUUCUCUGCAGCACACCGUAAACAAGUGCUUAGUUAAAGCGUGCUGCUGCUGUGGGGAACCCCUAGGGGGCCCACUCUUCCAGUUAUCCCAUUUUUUCUCAGCAUCCCCGGAGUCUGCCCAGCACCUGAAGGCUCUGAACAUAAACGUAGAUCACCUAAUGCCGGAACAUCAGCCGCAGGAAAUUGUUCCUUGCCCGGGGGGUUGUGGGGAGGCCUUCUGCUCCUCUGGAUGUCUACAAAGAGACACAGUACAUCAGCAGUUAUGCGUGGGCCCACUGGAUGAGGGCGCCCCCCUCGUUGCUUUUAAGCGAUUUGCUAUUGAGCACUGUGAAAACCUUCUUCUUGUUGCAGCAGCAAUUGCAGCCGCGGCGACAGCAGCAGCGAGUGUGGUUGGGGGAAGUGGAGAAGCAACGACGGCAGCUGCGAAACAGCUGCUGUCUCUGCUCCUGCAACACGAGCACGGGUUGUGGGAAGAGACAGAGAGAACAGAGGAUGAGUCUCCUGGGACGGAUAGUGAGGCAGAGGAGGAGAAUGAGCUUGACAGACGGGAAAUAGUGACGAGAGGUACUGAGCUGUUGUUGUUGGGGCUGCGGGAGAAGUCAGAGGUUUAUAAUCAUCUCGUCUCCGCAUCAUUGGUAUCCCGGUUACUCUCCGUCUUUGAGCAUUGUAACACAGACUUGCAUCAAGCGAACCCACUAAAUGCCUUCGUCUCACGCUGUCUCCUCAACCCCAUGUCGGGCGGGUCAGAGGCGCUAAGGCACCUACUAGCUGAGAAGGAAGCAGUUCUUUUUUUGCUCUUCGGCUCCUCAGACAGAAAUGAGGGGGAGGACACAGAUUUUCGCGGGCCGGGAGAAGGGGUUCCGUCGUUGCACGCAAUUAGGAAUUACUACGCAAGCAAACCACUGCCUGAGCUCGCUCCUCCCCUUGAAGACCCCAUGGUGCCCACUGAGGGCGACCUUCCGAAGUCCCCUCAAAAUACCGGACGGGCAUUUCCCCCCAUGAAGGGCACUGCCUUUUACUGCUCUAUGGCUCGCAUUAAUCACUGCUGCAAUCCUAAUAUGAGGAUUGAAGUGGGGGCUAGGGGCUGUUUACGGCUACGUCUAAUUCGGGGUGUUGGAUGCGGGGAAGAGCUAUGCGUUUCCUAUCUUGAAGGGGUGAGGGGGAUGGAAAGGGAGGAAAGGAGACAGAGGCUUAAGGCCUUUGGAUUUGACUGCAGUUGUCAUCAUUGUACUAGUGGCCUUUAA
Cyclospora cayetanensis is the source of this 4104-nucleotide messenger RNA. RefSeq lists its product as uncharacterized. Bases 1 to 4104 code for a protein of 1367 amino acids. Gene Ontology annotation, molecular function: methyltransferase activity. The record is from RefSeq and is a predicted model, not a curated record. The transcript is spliced from 12 exons. Lineage: Eukaryota; Apicomplexa; Conoidasida; Eucoccidiorida; Eimeriidae.